Pelobates cultripes (western spadefoot toad) is the source of this 504-nucleotide messenger RNA. NCBI's taxonomy places the organism in Eukaryota, Metazoa, Chordata, Amphibia, Anura, Pelobatidae. The record is from the annotation of a GenBank genome assembly.
AUGGCCGCUCAGCAAGGGCCAAAAACGGCGGGCACAAACAACACAUCACUCACUCACUGCAUGGCAGGCUUCGAUCGGCUAUGUACGAACCUAUGGACAAUACUUUGUCAUCGUGGAGUGUCCUGCAACCGAGCAGCCAGAGUGAUCGCCUUAUGGAUCCGCCCAGUGACUAGCAGACGCCAUUACAGAUACCCACUACAAGCGUUCAGGACGGCCAUGCGGCCACAAAGGCGCCAAAAAUCAUUCCAGCGGAAUAACGUGCUACCGGGGCUCACCCACGCGUUCCCAUACACACAGCAGCUGGACCAAAGAGCAACCUCUGCAGCCACACUACCUACCCAAACAAAGAACCUCGGACCAAAGAAGCACGUCUCUACAUCCAGAGAAUAUGGCCGAACACUGUACAAAAGGACGCUUCCCACAGAAACACCAAAGAGGGACUUAAACCCAGAGGUUCCACUGAGCAAAGCGCUCUGCAUGGACACAGCAAGUACAUACUACUGA